This is a messenger RNA of Tupaia belangeri chinensis (Chinese tree shrew), 8386 nucleotides long. RefSeq names its product Rho GTPase activating protein 31 (gene ARHGAP31). The record is from RefSeq and is a predicted model, not a curated record. Gene Ontology annotation, molecular function: GTPase activator activity. Lineage: Eukaryota; Metazoa; Chordata; Mammalia; Scandentia; Tupaiidae. Gene Ontology annotation, biological process: small GTPase-mediated signal transduction. Gene Ontology annotation, cellular component: lamellipodium.
CACCCGAAGACACCGCCGCAGCCUGUGAAAGUCCCGGGGACUCCAAGUGAGGAAGUGACACUCCCAAACCAGCCGGCCCGCCGCUGCCAGCUCCGCGCGGCCUCGGGCAGGGCCGUGCCGGGGACAGCGGGUGGAUUUCAGGCUCUGCGGGCUCCGCCGCGCCCCAGCCCGCGGGGUCCAUGCGCCGCGCCGCGCCUGGCGCCCAGGAUCCUCGGGUCGCCCAUGCGGCCCCCUAGAGCCGCGCUGUAGCCAGCGACCUCACCCGGGAGACCAUCUUCCGCGGUGCCAAGCAGAGGGGAGGGGGACACGGAGGGGUAACCUCUUUGGACUAACUCAUGAAGAACAAGGGUGCCAAGCAGAAGCUGAAACGAAAGGGAGCCGCCAGUGCGUUCGGCUGUUCCGUAUGUAUUGAAAAGCUGUGCAGAAUUUAUAGAGACUCACGGCAUUGUAGAUGGAAUCUACCGACUUUCCGGGGUCACCUCAAAUAUACAACGGCUCAGGCAAGAGUUUGGCUCAGAUCAGGGUCCAGAUCUGACAAGGGAAGUAUACCUCCAGGACAUCCACUGCGUGGGCUCACUCUGCAAGCUCUACUUCAGGGAGCUGCCCAACCCCCUCCUGACGUAUGAGCUCUAUGAGAAAUUCACGGAGGCCGUGUCACACUGCCCGGAAGAAGGCCAGCUGGCCCGAAUCCAGAAUGUUAUCCAGGAGCUGCCGCCAUCCCACUAUAGGACCUUGGAAUACCUGAUUCGUCAUCUGGCCCACAUCGCCUCCUUCAGCAGCAAGACCAACAUGCACGCCAGGAACCUGGCCCUGGUAUGGGCUCCAAACCUCCUCAGGUCUAAAGAAAUCGAAGCCACCGGUUGCAAUGGAGAUGCAGCCUUCCUUGCUGUCCGGGUCCAGCAGGUGGUGAUUGAGUUCAUACUGAAUCAUGUGGAUCAGAUCUUUAACAACAGUGCACCUGGAUCCCUGGAGAACGAUGAAAACCGGCCCAUCAUGAAGAGCCUGACCUUACCAGCUCUCUCCCUGCCCAUGAAGUUGGUGAGUCUGGAGGAAGCCCAGGCCCGUAGCCUGGCUACUAACCAUCCUGCCCGGAAAGAAAGGAGGGAGAAUAGCCUGCCUGAGAUUGUCCCUCCCAUGGGCACUCUCUUCCAUACUGUCCUUGAGUUGCCAGACAACAAGAGAAAGCUUUCCAGUAAAUCAAAGAAGUGGAAAUCAAUAUUUAACCUGGGACGUUCUGGAUCAGACUCCAAGUCAAAGCUGAGUAGAAAUGGGAGUGUGUUUGUGAGAGGACAGAGACUCUCAGUGGAAAAGGCUACCAUCCGACCAGCUAAAAGCAUGGACUCACUGUGUUCGGUUCCUGUGGAAGGAAAAGACACCAAAGGAAAUUUCAAUAGAACAGUUACCACCGGUGGAUUUUUCAUUCCGGCAACAAAAAUGCACUCAACCAGCACUGGCAGCUCCUGUGACCUCACCAAGCAGGAGGGUGAAUGGGGCCAGGAGGUGAUGCCUACAGGGGCCGAGGGAGGCUUUGAUGUAAGUAGUGACAGAAGCCACCUCCAGGGAGCUCAGGCCCGGCCCCUGCCCGAGCAGCUGAAGGUGUUUCGGCCCAUCGAAGAUCCUGAGAGUGAGCAGACAGCCCCCAAAAUGCUGGGUAUGUUCUACACCUCCAAUGACAGCCCCAGCAAAUCUGUCUUCACCAGCAGCCUGUUCCAGAUGGAGCCCUCCCCCCGACACCAGCGCAAGGCGCUGAACAUCUCCGAGCCCUUUGCCGUAUCCGUGCCGCUCCGCGUGUCAGCUGUCAUCAGCACCAACAGCACUCCCUGCAGAACACCUCCAAAGGAGCUGCAGUCUCUCUCCAGCCUGGAAGAGUUUUCUUUCCAGGGAUCAGACAGGGGAGGUUGGGCAGAAGAGGAGAAGCCACAGGGAGCUGAGACAUCUAUAGCUUCUGGACCCAAGAAGGCAGCUCUUGAAGAUGCCAAGCCGGUACCUGACACAGUGGGGACAGCGGAAUGCAGCAAGGGCCUACCGCUGGGUCCCGGCGCCCAGACGGAAGAGAAAACCUUGGACAUUUCCCUGGGCUCUCAACAUCCCAAGGAACCAGAAAAGAGGCCAAAUCCAGAGAAGGCUGUGAAGGAGGGGAAGGAGGGACAAGAGAUUGCUCAAAUGGAGCCCAGUACUCUGCAGGAUAGCCCGGGGCCCAGAGCCGAAGCCAUGUUUCUUCAGGAGAUGGAUGAAGAUGAUCUGGUCAACACCCUGAUCUGGCCGGAGAUUCAACAGGAGCUGAAAAUUAUCGAAUCUGAAGAGGAGCUCUCUUCAUUAUCAACAUCGGCUCUGAGGAUCAGCCCAAUUCAGCCAAUUCCUGAAUCCAGCCCAGGGCCCCUUGCUUCGCCUGACUCUCCUGGGAGCUUGUCUUGUGGCUCCACCCUGGCUCCGGACUCCGCCCCUCUGGAGGAGGGGACUAAGGAUCCAGCCAAUCAGAACACACAGGGAUCCUCCGCAGCAAAUAGAGAGAAGCCAGAGUCACCCACCAUCCUCUGUAGAGCCGAUCCACAGCCGGGCCUGCGCCCAGAUCCCGCCAGCCUCAUCCCUCUGGAAAUAGUUCCGUAUGAGGCAGUGUUGCCACAAGCAAAAGUGCAAGCGCGAGGCCCAGGUAAUCUGUCCCCUCCGCUUCCACCUGCUCCUCCCCCUCCAACUCCUCUGGAGGAGGCGCCUCGAGUCCUGCCAUCCAUGGACUGCCCUGCGAGUGACGAGGUAUCCAGACCUUUGCGGACAAAUCCCCCAGUUGACCAGCUGAAGUCUACAGACCAAUCUGGCACCCCGAGCCUCUGUCCCGAAGAUGAGACCACCCCAAGACAAAGUGAAAAGCAAAAUUCAAAGAAUGCUGCUCCCGAGGAGAAAAGUUCUGGCUUUCCAAGCCCAACAGGGGAGGUGGAGUUCUCCCCACAAGGUGAGGGGGAGGCAGCCCAUUCAACCCAGGAGCCUUCAGACUGUGACGAAGAUGACACUGUGACAGACAUUGCCCAGCAUGGCCUGGAGAUGGUGGAGCCCUGGGAAGAGCCGCAGUGGGUGACAAGUCCCCUUCACUCUCCCACCCUGAAAGAUGUGCAGGAGGCCCAGGUGCAAAGCCACCGAUUGGAGAGGCGGCUUUCCCACAGGCCCAGCCUCCGCCAGAGCCGUUCUCUAGACAGUAAAACUACAGUCAAGAGCCAAUGGACUCUGGAGGCUCCCUCCUCCAGCAGCUGUGCUAACCUUGAAACAGAGAGGAAUUCGGAUCCUCUGCAGCCCCCAACACUGAAAGGGGAGAUUAUUGGAUGGGAUGAGAAAGCCCUUAGGUCCUUCAGAGAGUUCUCUGGACUGAAAGGGACAGAAGCUCUUCCCAGCCAGAAGGGACCCACACCAGCAGAAAGCAGCCCUGUCAGCCUAGCAGAGGGGAAGGACCUGGAGACACACUCCGUGCACAGCAACCUGCGGAUGAAGCAAGGUGGUGUUUCUGGACCAGAAAGCAGCAAGGAGAGUUCACCAACCAUUCAAGACACGGCCUCGCCUGGAGAGCAUCCCCCAAAGUUAGAGCUGAAGAACACUGAGUGUGGGCUCCUCAAAGGGAAACACAGACCUUCUUCCCUCAACCUGGACUCUGCCAUUCCCAUUGCUGACCUCUUCCGGUUGGAGAAUGUAGCCUCAUUUAGUUCGCCUGGAAUGCAGUUCUCUGAGCCAGGAGAUUCAGAGGUCACAUGGAUGACUUCAUCUCACUGUAAAGCAGAUCCCUGGAGGUUGUACCCCCAGGACCCCCAGGACCUGGACAUUGUCGCCCAUGCCUUAACAGGGCGCCGGAACUCAGCUCCGGUGAGUGUGUCAGCUGUGAGAACCUCCUUUAUGGUCAAAAUGUGCCAGGCCAGGGCAGUCCCAGUCAUCCCACCCAAGAUUCAGUACACACAGAUCCCACAGCCCCUGCCCUCUCAGAACUCAGGGGAGAGUGGGGCUCGGCUGCUGGAAAGGAGCCAAGAGGAAGCCAGCUCAACUAGGGAGACCUCCCAGAAACCUGCCAAAGAUGAGUCUUCAUCCUCCCUGGAAAGCCCAAAGGAAGAGAAACCAAAGCAAGACACGGGAGCCAUUAAGUCCUCACCAGUGGAAUCCACUGCAGCCUGCAUGUGUGAGGGACCCCCUCUUCCUCCAGAACCAGGCUUGUCUAACCUGCUGUCCACCCAGGACAUGACAGUGCAAUGCAGAAAGCGCACUUCAGAGACAGAACCAGCUGAGGACAACCUUCUUUCUUCAAAAAUAGAGCGACCAUCUGGCGGUUCCAAGCCUUUCCACAGGUCAAGGCCAGGAAGACCUCAGAGCCUAAUCUUAUUCAGCCCUCCUUUCCCUAUUAUGGACCACCUGCCCCCCUCAUCCACAGUGACAGAUUCCAAGGUCUUGCUGUCCCCUAUCAAAAGUCCUGCCCAGACAGUUUCCCCUGGCCUUCUUUGUGGGGAGUUGGCAGAAAACACAUGGGUCACACCAGAAGGGGUUACACUUAGGAAUAAAAUGACCAUCCCUAAGAAUGGCCAGAGACUAGAGACCUCAACCAGCUGUUUUUACCAGCCCCAGCGGAGAUCAGUGAUUCUGGAUGGAAGAAGUGGGAGGCAAAUAGAAUGAUAAUCAGUUCAUCUAGUGUCCAAAAAACCCAUCAUGGUUCAUCUAGAAGUUACUAGAGGGCCAACGUGCCAUUUUCUAGGCACCAGUUAUCGAGUUUGGGCUUAUGCUGGCCUCUGACUUCUUUCUUCAGCCUUUUAACUAUUUACUAAUUAGCUCACUUCUUAAAGGGUGGUCAAGGGAAGGACCAAAAGGUGAAAUUUAGAUAAGUCUAUAUGAGCAACUGAGAAAGGUUAGGUAAGAGAAGAGGACGCUUGCCUUCAGUGAAAUUUGGGGCUUGUUUUUGAGUUGCAUUACUCCCCUAAAAACAAUCCAUUACUGUUGAGGGCUGGCUGUGGUAAUGCCCCUUGAAAGAAAAAUCUUUUGUUUGUGUUGGAAAAUGCUGCCGUUGAGGUUUGAAGGCCUCAUCUUUACUUCAUGCUUUUUAGUGCUUUUAAGCAUGGUCCUUUUAGACCAGUUUUCUAAUAAGCUUUGUAAGUGGACUAUCCAAAAUAGAAGCAGAUUUGGAAAUGGAAAAUAACAUGCACUUAGAUACCUAAGUGGGUAAACUCACCCGUGCUUUUUCCCAGGAAUUUCAACGGGUCUGUCCAAGAUGACUCCAUAUGCCAGUAUAGGAAAACAGAACCUAUACUCAAGAUUCCAACUCACACCAUCCAAGGAAACUUUCUGGCUUUGGCUUUGAUUAAUCUGAAACUCCAACUGCCUCUGUGCUGAACUCUCAUUUAUAAAUCCAGUAGCUGGGCAGGGAGUGGACUGAGCUGAGGUUACCUUAAUGAAGUAUACUGAAUCUUCAUAUAGGUACGCAACAGUGAAGUGAAAGUAUCUGCUUUCAAUGACAAUAUCGAUGUCUAAGAACAGUUUGUCAUCAUGGAGAAAAGCCUCACAUAGACAGAACUCCACUCCAAACAUAAUGUGUUUCAAUGGGUGAGGAAUGAGCAGAAAAUACUUCUUGUUCACCUUCAUUCACCUACACUAGGCUGGGCCCAACAGGACAGGAGAGGACAAGAGGAGGAGGCCCAGAAGGGUCGGCCCUAGCAAAGCAGCCAUCACUGCCGCCCACCGAGAGCUACCCCUGAAAAUGUAUUUCAUUUAAACCAGAGUCCCUUCCUUUCUCCUUCCAUUGCUCAACAGCAGAUCUAAGGUACCGCUCUCUCUUCCAUCAUUCUUCUCAUUCACCAUUCACUCCACACUCAAACUUACUAUCUCUACACAAGCAAAAGCAAUAAACUGAUCUGAUUUUUUUUUUCAUUCCAUUAUUUACAACUUUCAAUGGUUCUUUCCUUUUCAGCUAGAGGGAGGAAGAACUAAUAUACCUGCUGGCAGAUUUUUGGUGCUUCUCCAAAAAGGGCUUCACAGGGCAUCUCUUCUCAGGUUCUGGCCUGACCAAACUCUGUUCAGAAACUCAGCCAUUGCAGAAAUCUCACUAAGGACUAUCAGUACCCUGGCAGACCUCACAACCAGAGCUGGUGCUGGGCUGAGCUGAAGCUGUCUCCUCCAAUGAGAAACUGGAAGCUGACAGCCUGCAACAGAUAUAUAUCCUCUUCCUCCCUGAUAAGCCUAACAGUUUUUAAAUCUUAUCCCGUACCUUUUAAGCCAGUGUCUGUGGUGAAGGUGCAACUGGCAAGGCAGCUGAUGAGUUCUGCCUUUGGUGAGCAGAGACAACUGAGCAGGGAGCAAUCAAUAGCCCUUCCAUUCCCAUUGGGCAAGCAAAACACUGGAGCAACAGCCAAUGAGGUAUCAAUCGCUAAGAAAAGUCCUAGAAUACAGCAUCUUCCCCCUAGGCAAACAAGGUGAAGAAAUACAGUAGUGACAGGUGAGAAAGGCCAUAGAGCAGACAUCUGAAAUUACAUUCCUGCCUCAUCAGAAAAUGUGGUAGACAGGUUUUAUGUCAGCCUCAGUGCACUUGUGGUGUCUCUGCUUUGAUAAGGACCAUGUUCCUACUAAUGAGAGGGAGAAACUGGCACUUUGUUUCACCAUCAGAACUGAGCCAAAUAAUGAAAUGUUUAAACUAUUUUAUGAUUUAAAUUUUUCAUUUAUAACACUUAUGUGUUUAUCUUGGGAUAGACUGAGAAGCCAUCAUUUAUAUAUUAACUAGCAACUUCAAUUCCAUGGGUUGAGGUGUCUUAUGUAUAAAAUGGCUGCCAUGUUGCUAAGGUUGGCCAUUUACAGCAUCACCUUCAGGAGUGUAGACCUGUGGAUGUCAUCAUGAGAUGCACUGACAGUUGUCUGGAGAUACCGCCUACUCUGAGCUUUCCUGGCUAGCCAGUUACAGAAGACCUUGGAAGCUGAUUCACAUUCUCAGUCAAAUAAAGGCAAAGGGGAGGGGGGGAAUGUAGAAACAGCAUCUUUUAAUAAGGUUAAUAGUAUUCAAGUGACCUACUGACUGGAAAUAACCAAAUUAAAAACUACUGCAAAUCCAGUAGAAUGUACCAGUAAGACAGGUAUUGAGAACAUUGCUUUGAUUUAAAAAAUUAGAGUGGCCACUAGGUAGAAUAAGUAGUUGUAAGGUUUUGUGUGGUUCUAAUUAGUUUGGUUGUGAAGUCCUGUUGGAUCUCUGCAAACGAGCCAGGUAAGAUUAGCAUUCUGUUCUCCUUGAGAGGGGAUUUUACAGACUUGUCCUCACAAAGUGGGCUAACUCCUGUUAGUGAUGACAUUCUAGGCCCAAGACAAACUUGUUUUUCAUUAGAGUGUUUAACACAUGGUCAUCACAUUUGUCUGAAAGUGGAUGGGACAGUCUUGUCUAUACAACCCUCAUGAGCCCACCUAAAGAGGUCUUGGGGAACACAGAUGCGUUUGUCUGUUAUUGGAAUGAGAAGUUCAUGGUAGGUCUAAUUCCCACCAGGACGGAUUAGGGCCACAUUCCACCAUGGCCAGUCCUAUCUGAUGAAUUUUGGGGUUGAGUGUUGCAGUACCAUGAGUUUAGGCACUUCCAGCAGGAGAGUCAGCUCGAAAUGUAGAAUGAUAAAGAACAUACCCGCACAACACUUUUCCUAGCCAAAUAAGGCAGGAGAGGGAGUGAGCACCUUUUUAAGCAUGGAGGAGGUGGAGAUGGUAGCAGGGUAGUGCCUAAAUUCAAUGCCGAUCCAGACAGUCUAAAAUUGGGGGUCACCACAGGUUGAUGGGCACAUAGCAGAUCACUUAGUAACUUUAAGGUACAUGAGCCAGGCAGGGAUAGCUUCUCUGUUAGGAUGGAGGAGGACAUAGCUAAAUACAAGAAACACAUGAAGCCCGUAUGCGGUGUGUUUUACUGGAUGACUCACAAUGUCUUGCAAUAACUUAAUGCCAUAGUACUUUCUGGCUUAUAUAAUAAUCCUGCAAAGUAAAGCACUUUUUCAAAGGAAUCUGUUAGAAAGCCACACGAUUUCAGCUGUUUUUGAGCUCUACGAAUGUUUUCAAAGAUAUAAUCAAAAUGUUUUUCUAUUGAUUAAAAAGUAUAAAUAUUAAACCUAUCCAUAGAAACAUUUAAGUGUAAUUAUUAAAACAGAUUGUUAUGCUUUAAAACAUACUCUAAUAAAUGGUAUAAAACAUAAUGCUUAUGAUGGGACUAUGAGCUAGAGGACAUGGGGGUCAACAAAAUUAAUAAUCAGAAAAGUACAUUAUAUGCAUCAGACUCAUUUGUUCUAGCUUGGUUUAAUGUCAAUUUCUUGUUACUUCAAGGUAUGGUUUCAUAGCAGAAACCCUGCUGAUUUUGUUCAGUAAAUUUGUUUUUGUUAUCUUACAGAUUGAUAAUUAUCAAAUGUUUGCAACUUCA